CUCCUCGCAGCCACCGGUACGGUCGUCGACACUGCCUCUGAUCAGCAGGAGUCAUGCUACCCAACACCGGGAAGCUAGCGGGAUGUACGCUUUUUAUCACAGGUGCAAGCCGUGGCAUUGGCAAAGCUAUUGCAUUAAAAGCAGCGAAGGAUGGAGCAAAUAUUGUCAUUGCUGCAAAGACUGUCCAUGCACACCCCAAGCUUCCAGGCACGAUAUAUACUGCUGCUGAAGAAAUUGAAGCAGUUGGAGGAAGGGCCUUGCCGUGUGUUGUUGAUGUGAGAGAUGAACAGCAAAUCAGUAAUGCAGUGGAGAAAGCAGUCGAGAAGUUUGGAGGAAUUGAUAUUUUGGUGAAUAAUGCCAGUGCUAUUAGCUUGACCAACACAUUGGAUACACCUACAAAGAGAGUGGAUUUGAUGAUGAAUGUCAAUACCAGAGGCACCUACCUUACAUCUAAAGCAUGUAUUCCUUACUUGAAAAAAAGUAAAAUUGCUCAUAUCCUCAAUCUCAGCCCUCCGCUGAACCUAAAUCCAUUGUGGUUCAAACAGCACUGUGCUUACACCAUUGCAAAGUAUGGUAUGUCUAUGUGUGUACUUGGAAUGGCAGAAGAAUUUAAAGGUGAAAUUGCAGUCAAUGCAUUGUGGCCCAAAACAGCCAUCCACACUGCUGCUAUGGAUAUGCUGGGAGGAUCUGGUAUUGAAAGCCAAUGUAGGAAAGUUGACAUCAUUGCAGAUGCUGCAUAUUCUAUUUUCAAAAAGCCAAAAAAUUUUACUGGCAACUUUAUUAUUGAUGAAAAUAUCUUAAAAGAAGAAGGAAUAAAAAAUUUUGAUGUCUAUGCAAUUAAACCAGGCCAUCCUUUGAUACCAGAUUUCUUCUUAGAUGAAUUCCCAGAUAUAAUUCCCAAGAAAAUGGAAUCCCAUGGUGCCGUUCCAGCAUUCAGAGAAGGAAAGCAGGUGCCCCAAACAAAACCACGCUCUGGACCUGUGGAAGAAACAUUCAGAAUUGUCAAGGACUCACUCAAUGAAGACAUUGUUAAAGCUACGCAAGCCAUCUAUCAGUUUGAACUCUCAGGUGAGGAUGGUGGAACAUGGUUUCUUGAUCUUAAAAACAAAGGUGGAAUUGUCGGGUAUGGAGAGCCCACUAACCGGGCAGAUGUGGUGAUGAGCAUGUCUACUGAAGAUUUUGUAAAAAUGUUUUCUGGGAAACUAAAACCAACCAUGGCAUUCAUGUCGGGAAAGCUGAAGAUUAAAGGUAACAUGGCCCUAGCAAUCAAACUGGAGAAGUUAAUGAAUCAAAUGAACGCCAGGCUGUGAAAGAAAGAAAAAAAAGUCGACUGCUAGGCUCAAGUAAAAAGCACAACUGUUAAAAAUCUAAAAUUUGUUUCCUUCCCUAUUUUUUUAUCAUGUAUGCAUGUCUGCCUUAGGAAAAAUGGAAUUUCUAUAUCUGUUAGACUUCAAUUAAAACAGCUUGCUAAUCAAACAUAAGCUUCAUUAAGUGAAAUUCUAAGACAUUGUGAUUUUUAUUAUUU
Molecule: messenger RNA, 1525 nt
Organism: Orycteropus afer afer
Lineage: Eukaryota; Metazoa; Chordata; Mammalia; Tubulidentata; Orycteropodidae
Source: RefSeq, a predicted model, not a curated record